CCGACGGGGGCCUCGGUCAGUGUCAUCGGCGGCGGCGGCACGCCCGGACCAGCAGCUCUCCGCCGGGACCGCGACGCGAAGGCUUCGGCGCGAGUGGCACCAAACAUCGCCCAGCUCAGCUUCCCCAUCAAGUGACACCCCAGUGCAACACGUGGAUACGAGUGCACCAUGCCGUGACGAGGUCAGCGGGGUCACAGCAGCUCUGCGACAGUAUCUCCGCCCCGCCGGAAGCGCGUGGGCCGGCGCCAAGGAGAUCGCCCGGAGCCGAUAGAACGCCUGCCCGGUGCCAAGACGUCGACCGGACCGCACCUGCCCGAUGAGCCCGCGGUGUGCGCCCGGCCAUGGCGGCGGCCUCGAGGGACGCGCGCGCCCCGGGGAGACUUGCGCGGCGGGACGCACGGGAACCCACCUGAGGCUCUAAGAGCGCGGAGCAGUGCCACGACGGCCCGGCCCGCGCCGGCCGCGCCGCCCGCGCCGCCGUUACCCAACAUCCUCCCCAUUGUGGCUCACAAGUCGCGGCCGCACACCGCCGCCGCCGCCAUGCCGCCCCCGGCCGCCCCCCGGCCCCGCGCCGUGGAGCCGGGGGCGGCAGCGGGGGCGGCGGGGGCGGUGGUGUUGGUGACCGCGCUGCUCCUGGUGGUGUCUGCCAGCCCUGCCAGCGCGCACACACAUGGAAACUCCCCCCGGAACAACUACUGGACCAAGGACCAGGUCCGAGCGCUGCCGGGUGAGCCACCGCCGGGCCCUGGAGGAGGCCCUGGAGGAGGCCCUGGAGGAGGCCCUGGAGGAGGCCCUGGAGGCCCUGGAGGGAUGCCUGGAGGCCCCGCAGAACCCUCCGUGCCAUACACCUCCACCUACCGCGACCUGGUGGCGUCGCUGAACGGCACCGAGCACGGCCGCCAGCUCAUCCCCCUGCUGCACGGCGACGUGCUCGGCCCCGCGGCCGCGGCCGACCCCCAGGACGUCGCCGACGGCUACCUCCUCGGCUACAGCCACAACCCCUGGGGGCCGUCCUCCAACUUCAAGGACGUCCUCAUGGACCACCUCAACGCGUCCACCACCACGACUGCUGUUGAAAAACCGGGGCGCAGUCGCAGCCGUCGCUCCGUGCUCCACCUGUACAACAUGCUCGUGUGCGCCACCGGCUGCGACCCCAUGGCCUUCAAGGGCUACGGCUGCUACUGCGGGUUCCUCGGCUCCGGCUACACCGUGGAUGGCAUCGACAGGUGCUGCAAGAUGCACGACUGGUGCUACGACACAGCCAGCUGUCCCAUGUUCCUCGAGUACUUUGUGCCGUACUUGUGGAAGUGCUACAGAGGACGACCGCUCUGCGCGGUGAACGGGUCCGCCUGCUCGCAGCGGCUGUGCGAGUGCGACCGGCGGCUGGCCGAGUGCCUGCGGAACUACCCGUGCCCGCGGCGGAAGGCCGUGUGCACCUCGUCGCCCUGGCGCCUGCUGCAGAACCUCUUCAUGCUGUGAUAGUGACGACGCGCCACAGUGGCGUCACCUAAUUGUUAUUGUUGUUGUCUAGUUGUUGUGUUUAAUAAUGGAUCGGAGCGUUUGUUUUUAAAUGUUCGCCGCUUUUCCGUACAAUCUUGAUGACGCGCUGAUGAGCGAAACGGUCCAGUCAACCAUUUCCGGUGAAGCCCGUCGGAAGUUUGAUCGGAUCGUAUGUGUCCGCUGUACGGAAUGACUGUGCCACUCGUGACUGGGAGUGAAGUCAAGUGUCCCAACCACGUGAAAUGAAACGGACUUGUCAAGGAGAGAAGCCGGGCUGCCGACGCGUUGCUCUAAUGACUCUAGUUACCUUUUAUUCUAGUGCAAUUUGUGUUACCGAUGUUACCGAUAGAUUACUUUGUUAAAUUUGCUGUCAAUAUUGAUUAUUUUUAAGCCCCUCAUUACUGCAUUGAGUUGUUUUUUCACGAAGAAAACAUUGUACCAGUUGAAUCUAUUGGAAGAACAUGAGAGGAAAUAUUGUUAAUACCCUCAGGUUUUAUUUUAUUAAAUCAUUUUAAUGUUGUGUUAUCCCACCAUAAGGAUAAACUACCACUAACACAAACAAGUACAAAAGGAGAAAAUAAAUAAAAUGCGUUAAAGGA
Frankliniella occidentalis (western flower thrips) is the source of this 2099-nucleotide messenger RNA. RefSeq lists its product as uncharacterized. Gene Ontology annotation, molecular function: A2-type glycerophospholipase activity; calcium ion binding. The transcript is spliced from 6 exons. The record is from RefSeq and is a predicted model, not a curated record. The coding region runs from base 541 to 1479 and encodes 312 amino acids. Gene Ontology annotation, biological process: lipid catabolic process; arachidonate secretion; phospholipid metabolic process. NCBI's taxonomy places the organism in Eukaryota, Metazoa, Arthropoda, Insecta, Thysanoptera, Thripidae.